UCUCUGACCCGCAGGGUCGCGCACGCGCACGCGCCGACGGGAAGGGGCGAGGCCCCGGGCGCGCAUGCGCUUUCGGCAGCCGCUUCUGAACCUUGGCUGACCGUCUGGACAGAGCAGUGUCCGAGGAGCAUGCGCAGUCCCUGCAGAGCCUUCUGGCUUCUUUUUUGCGUUUGACUCCUCUCUGCGUUUGUUCGCCUAGUUUCCCCGCGGGGUUCACCGAGACUCUAAGGGUUCGCAGAGACUCUGAGGGUUCCUGGGUCUUCGACCUCAGGGUUGUAACUUUAUGCAGCCUCUGUCUCACCAUGUGCCUAAGGAGGCUUUUCCAGUCUUCCUCUCUCCACUGGACAUGGAGAACCACUGCCCUGAAACGUCCCCUGGGCAGGCAUCAGGGAGUCCGCUGGACACAUUCUGGAGGCCAGAACUACAGAGCAGUCAUUUUCGAUAUGGGCGGAGUUCUUGUGCCUUCUCCAGGGACAGUGGCUGCAGGAUGGGAGGUGCAGAAUCAUGUCCCUUCUGGAACUAUAGUGAAGGCUUUUAUCAGAGGUGGUGACAGUGGGCCCUGGAUGAGAUUUAUGAAAGGAGAGAUGACGACCGAGCACUUCUUGGAAGAAUUCGGGAGACUGUGCUCUGAAAUUGCAAAGACUCCUGUGCCCGUGAGCUCCUUUUUCUCUCUGCUGACCAGUGAGCAAAUGGCAAAGCAGUUCCCGGUGAUGACACAGGCCAUCUCUCAGAUCAGAGCAGCGGGCCUCCAGACUGCAGUCCUGACCAAUAACUUUUGUCUUUCCAAUGGGAAAAGCUUUUUGCCCCUGGACCAGAAACAGUUUGAUGUGGUGGUCGAGUCCUGCCUGGAAGGCAUCUGUAAGCCAGAUCCCAGGAUAUUCCAGCUGUGCCUGCAGCGGCUCAGCCUGCAGCCCUCAGAGGCCAUUUUUCUUGAUGAUCUGGGACCAAAUCUAAAAGUGGCUGCCGGCCUGGGCAUUCACACCAUUAAGGUUGAGAGUCCUGAGACAGCAGUGAAGGAACUGGAGGCUCUGCUGGGUUUCCCACUGCAUGUGGGCGCUCCCAGCACUCGUCCUGUGAGGAAGACCAUGGAGAUCCCGCAAGAUGCCUUAGAGAAGUACCUGAAGGGCUUGCUGGGCACCCACUACAUCGGCCCCAUGGAGCUCCUUCAGUUUGAUCACGGACAGUCAAACCCAACAUACUAUAUCAGGCUGGCUGACCGUCAGCUGGUUCUGAGGAAGAAACCCCCGGGGACCCUCCUUCCCUCUGCCCAUGCCAUAGAAAGGGAGUUCAGGAUCAUGAAAGCCCUUGGGAAGGCAGGAGUUCCUGUUCCCACUGUUCUUGACCUCUGUGAAGAUUCAAGCAUCAUCGGCACCCCCUUCUACUUGAUGGAGUACUGCCCCGGCAUCAUCUACAAAGACCCCUCCCUGCCAGGCUUGGAGCCCAGCCAGCGGGAAGCCAUAUACAGUGCCAUGAACCAAGUCCUGUGCAGAAUUCACAGUGUGGACCUGCAGGCCACCGGCCUGGACAGCUUCGGGAAGCCAGGGGACUAUAUUCCUCGCCAGGUGCAAACCUGGACCAAGCAGUACCGAGCAGCAGAGACCAGCAGCAUCCCAGCGAUGGAGAGGCUUAUCCAGUGGCUGCCACUGCACCUUCCAAGGCAACAGAGAACCACAGUGGUACACGGUGACUUCAGGCUGGAUAACCUGAUAUUCCAUCCUGAAAAGGCGGAAGUGCUGGCUGUCCUGGACUGGGAACUUUCCACCUUAGGAGACCCCUUUGCUGAUGUGGCCUACAGCUGCCUGGCUCACUACCUGCCAUCCAGCUUUCCCAUGCUGAGAGGGUUCAAGGGCCAGGAUGUGACGAAGCUGGGCAUCCCCACCGUGGAGGAGUACUUCAAGAUGUACUGUCUUCAUAUGGGCCUCCCACCCAUCGACAACUGGAACUUCUACAUGGCUUUCUCCUUUUUCCGUGUGGCUGCAAUCCUACAGGGAGUCUACAAGCGGUCGCUCACAGGACAGGCAAGCUCGGCAACAGCCGAACAAAGUGGAAAGCUCUCUGAGUCCAUGGCUGAGCUGGCCUGGGAUUUUGCCGUCAAAGAAGGGUUCCGGGUUUUCAAAGAGAUGCCAGCCACCAAAACACUGACGAGAUCCUACCAUGCAUGGGCUGGGCAGCGGUCCCUGAGGACCCCCACGGGUGUGAGGAGUCACAGCACUAUAGCAGCUGCUUCCCCUUCUCACGAGGCAAAGGGAGGCCUGAUCAUCUCUCCAGAGGGCCUGUCUCCUCCGGUCAGAAAGUUGUAUGACCAGCUGUGGCAGUUUAUAGAACAGAAGGUGUACCCAUUAGAGCCAGAGCUGCAGAGACACCAGGCCUCAGCUGACAGGUGGAGCCCUUCUCCACUGAUAGAAGACCUCAAGGUAAGCAAGCCCAGCCUGUCAGUGUGGCCUACAGGGUUUCUCUGUGUAACCCUGCCUGUCCUGGAAUUUGCUUUGACAUCAAUUCCCUUUCUGUAUUUCUGGGUUCAAUGUUUCCUCCUUAGCUGUGAUCGAGUUAGAAGCCUAAAGCCAAUGCCAGUAGAUAACCCUACCCGAAGGAAAGUAUACAGACAACCAGAGAAACUGCAUUUUGGUCUUCCAGGUGGCUUUGGUGAAGUACAGUUCAAGGACGUUCGUGUGCCCAAGGAAAACAUACUUCUGGGCCCUGGCCGAGCCUUUGAGAUUGCUCAGGGCAGGUUGGGGCGUGGCCGGAUUCAGAAUUCCAUGAGGUUGAUCGGGCAUUCAGAGAGGGCCCUGGCACUCAUGAAGACAAGGGUGAUGUCCCGCACAGCCUUCGGGAAGCCCCUUGUGGAGCAUGGCACCAUCCUGGCAAACAUUGCCCGGUCACGUGUGGACAUCGAGCAGGCCCGGCUGCUGGUGCUGAAAGCUGCCCACCUCAUGGAUGUGGCUGGAAAUAAGGUGGGAGGCCUCAGAGAUGACAGGAGUCACCCUGAGGUGACACUGGAAUCUACCCAUCUCUCGUUGUGUGGCAAACUGUGGGAAAGCUCAGCUCAUGGACACUGUCAGGCUUUCUUCUGUUUCCCACUCUGUGUCUGCCAGGCCUUUGGAGCAGCAGGCCUCAGCAGUGACUACCCCCUGGCUCAGUUCUUUGGCUGGGCUCGAACCCUGCGCUUAGGUGAUGACCAGCUGAAGGUGGCUAAGAUAGAACUAAAGAGUCACUCCAGGCUGCAGGAGCCAGCAGCGCCCAGAGUGUAGAUGCUGCGUUUGGAAAGGCCUGGUACGUGUGGUUCUUACAUCCCAACCAGCAAGUCAGACUGGGACAGUUACUGUGACUUGAGCCUCCUGGAGUCUCUUCAAGAAGAUGUUUCUGGAGACACUGAGUUAGAGCAUGCUUUAGCCAUGCAGGCAGGAGAUUUGGGUGCAUGCCUGGGUAGCUGUUCUUGAGUUCUUCAGAGUUGACCUGUGACCACCCCUUCCUCCAGGCUGUAGAAAUCUGGACACCGUGUGCUCUGAUCUCUCUAGAGUCAGUGAGGCUCCUUCUUGCAGAGGGCAUUGGGCCACUGUAGAUGCUCCUGGGAACUGUUAUGAAGCCCCUCUGUGACCACUGAAGUGCCCAUGUCAUAGAAUACUGAUUCAGAUGAUCUGUUGGAAAGGGGCUCUGGGGACACAAAGAAUUUAUGUCACAUGAAGGACGUGGGAAAUAAAGGUUCCCACAGCCCCGUGA
Mastomys coucha (southern multimammate mouse) is the source of this 3717-nucleotide messenger RNA. It is a transcript of the gene Acad10, whose product is annotated as acyl-CoA dehydrogenase family member 10. Gene Ontology annotation, molecular function: flavin adenine dinucleotide binding; oxidoreductase activity, acting on the CH-CH group of donors. The transcript is spliced from 16 exons. The record is from RefSeq and is a predicted model, not a curated record. NCBI's taxonomy places the organism in Eukaryota, Metazoa, Chordata, Mammalia, Rodentia, Muridae. The coding region runs from base 303 to 3248 and encodes 981 amino acids.